AUGAAGGCAGAGCUUAACUUACCAGCUGGAUUCCGAUUCCAUCCGACGGAUGAAGAGCUUGUGAAAUUCUACUUGUGCCGGAAAUGCGCAUCGGAGCCGAUCUCAGCUCCGGUUAUCGCUGAAAUCGAUCUCUACAAGUUCAAUCCUUGGGAGCUUCCUGAGAUGUCUCUGUACGGAGAGAAAGAGUGGUACUUCUUCUCACCAAGAGACCGGAAAUACCCAAACGGUUCGCGUCCGAACCGGGCAGCGGGAACUGGUUAUUGGAAAGCGACCGGAGCAGAUAAACCAAUCGGUAAACCGAAGACGUUGGGUAUAAAGAAAGCACUCGUCUUCUACGCCGGGAAAGCCCCAAAAGGGAUUAAAACGAAUUGGAUAAUGCACGAGUACCGUCUCGCUAAUGUCGAUAGAUCAGCUUCUGUUAACAAAAAGAACAACCUACGACUUGAUGAUUGGGUUUUAUGUCGAAUCUACAACAAGAAAGGAACAAUGGAGAAAUACUACCCUGCGGAUGAGAAACCGAGGAUCACGGCAACAAUGGCUGAUCAAUCAUCAUCGCCAUUUGAUACAUCUGACUCGACUUACCCGACAUUGCAAGAGGAUUCGAGCAGCUCCGGUGGUCACGUGGUGUCACCAGACGUCCGGGAGGUUCAGAGCGAGCCUAAAUGGGGAGAGCUUGAAGAUGCUUUGCAGGGUUUUGAUACUUCCAUGUUUGGUGGUUCCAUGGACUUGUUGCAGAGCGACGCUUUUGUGCCUCAGUACUUGUACCAGCCUGAUUAUUUCACUGCCUUCCAGGAUCCUCCCGAGCAGAAACCAUUCUUGAAUUGGAGUUUUGCUCCACAAGGGUGA
Molecule: messenger RNA, 846 nt
Organism: Microthlaspi erraticum
Lineage: Eukaryota; Viridiplantae; Streptophyta; Magnoliopsida; Brassicales; Brassicaceae
Source: the annotation of a GenBank genome assembly